Labeo rohita (rohu) is the source of this 6559-nucleotide messenger RNA. RefSeq lists its product as uncharacterized. NCBI's taxonomy places the organism in Eukaryota, Metazoa, Chordata, Actinopteri, Cypriniformes, Cyprinidae. Gene Ontology annotation, molecular function: protein binding. The record is from RefSeq and is a predicted model, not a curated record.
AGGAAAGCAAACUGGACGUUUUUCAACGGCUUUUAGUUGUACAGGGUUCAGGAUGCAAAUGUGAAAAUCACCAGAGUGAUGGCAUUUAAAACUAUGGAAGAAAUGAAGAGACAGAGAACAGCAUCUCCAGAACCCAGCUGUGUGUCUAUGAAGAGCACAGACUCCAUGUAUCAACCUCCUAAAUUCAGCGAUGAAUCGGUGCCCUUUGACCCUGGGAAGCAGAUUAUCACUGCAUCUUCAGAACCCAGCUGUGUGUCUGUAAAGAGCACAGACUCCAUGUAUCAACCUCCUAAAUUCAGUGAUAGACCAGUGGCAUUUGAUUCCAGUGUGCUGAGAGGCGCUCAGUCCAAAUAUGGAUUAUCCAGUUUUGCUGAUUCUGCUGACCACUACAUGAUUUCAUAUCUUAAGGAGAGACACAAAACAAACAUGAAGAGCAAGUAUGAGUGCUUACUUGAGGGAAAUCAAAUUCAUACGAAUAAAACCUUCCUGAACCGGAUUUACACGCAGCUCUACAUCAUAGAGGGGGAGAGGGAAGGGGUGAAUGAAGAACAUGAGAUCUUACAGAUGGAGAAAAGUUACAAGACGCUCCAAGAAACUCCAAUCAACUGCAAUGACAUCUUCAAACCACUACAUGGAUAUGAGAAGCAGAGAAAAGACAAAAUCAAGACAGUUAUUACUAAAGGAAUCGCUGGAAUUGGAAAAACCGUCUCUGUACAGAAAUUCAUUCUGGACUGGGCUGAGGGAAAAGCCAAUCAGGAUGUAGAUUUCAUGUUUGUGCUUCCAUUUCGAGAGCUGAACUUGAUUAAAGAUGCUCAGUACAGUCUUCACAGACUUCUGCUGGACUUUUAUUCUGAACUUCAAGAUUUGGACUCAAAGAUUUAUGAGGAGUAUAAAGUUGUGUUUAUUUUUGAUGGUCUGGAUGAAAACAGAAUUACACUGAUGUUUUCAGAAAAUGAAAUGAUUUCUGAUGUGGGUGAAAUUUCAUCAGUGGGCGUGUUGAUGUCAAACCUCAUCAGAGGAGAGCUGCUUCCCGAUGCUCUCAUCUGGAUCACCUGCAGACCAGCAGCAGCCAGUCUGAUCCCCUCCAAAUACAUCAGCCGUGUGACAGAAAUUCAGGGAUUCGAUGAGUCUCAGAAGGAGGAAUAUUUCAGGAAGAGAAUCAGUGAUGAACAUCAAGCCAGCAGAAUGAUCUCACAUAUUAGAAGAUCAAGAGGCCUUCACAUCAUGUGUCACAUACCCAUCUUUUGCUGGAUCUCAUCUACUGUGCUUCAAAACAUCCUGAAAAAAGAUGAUCUUGGUGCGGAAAUCCCUCAAACUUUGACUGAGAUGUACAUCCAUUUCCUGCUCAUCCAAACAAAUGUGAAGACCCAGAAGUAUGAUGAGACCGAUCAGAGAGAUCCUGAGAAACUCCUACAGUCCAACAGCAAACUGAUUGUGAAACUUGCUGAACUGGCUUUCAAGCAGCUGAUGAAGGGCAAUGUGAUGUUCUCUGAGGAGGACCUGAGAGAGAGUGGCAUGGAUGCCACUGAUGCCACAUUGUAUUCUGGGAUUUGCACUGAGAUCUUUAGAGAGGAAUCUGUGAUUUAUCAAAGAAAAAUCUAUUGUUUCAUACAUUUGAGCUUUCAGGAGUUUCUUGCUGCAUUUUAUGCUUUUUACAUCUUUGUACAUGACACUUCAAAUGCUCUGAAAGUAUUUAAUUUGCUCCCAAAUUUCCAUAAAGGAGUGAUAGAUGCAGCUCUUCAGAGUGAGAAUGGACACCUGGAUCUUUUUCUGCGGUUCCUGCUGGGAAUCUCACUGGAGUCCAAUCAGAGACUCUUACAGGGUCUGCUGAAACACACGGAGAAGAGCUCUGAGAGCAUCAGGACAAUCACAGCUUACAUUAAAGACAAAAUCAAACAUGAACACGGUCUCUCAGCUGAUAGAUGCAUCAAUCUUCUUCUCUGUCUGCUGGAGAUGAAUGAUCAGACUCUGUACAGAGAAAUUUUGGAGUUUCUGAAAUCAAACAAGGACUUAGAGAAACUCUCUCCUGCUCACUGCUCAGCGAUCGCCUACAUUCUCCGCAUUUCAGGCGAGGUCAUGGAGGAGCUGGACCUCAAGAAAUACAACACAUCAGAUGAGGGCAGAAGGAGACUGGUACCGGCUGUGAUAAACUGCAGAAAAGCACUUCUUGCCGGCUGUAAUCUUACAGAUCAGUGCUGUGAAAUUGUGGCAUUAGCUCUGCAAUCAACAGAUUCGCCACUGGUAGAGCUGGACUUGAGUAACAAUGACCUGCAGGACGAUGGUGUAAAGGUUAUCUGUGCUGGACUUAAAAGUCCAAACUGUCGGCUGGAGAUACUGAGAUUAUCAGGCUGUAUGGUGACAGAGGAAGGCUGUAGUUAUCUGGCUUCAGCUAUCACUUCAAAUUCUUCACACCUGAGAGAGCUGGAUCUGAGCUACAAUCACCCAGGAGAAGCAGGGGUCCAGAUGUUUUCUGCUCUGCUGGAGAAUCCAGACUGCAAACUGAAGAAACUCAAUUCAGACCAUUGUGGAGAUUUCAGGAUCACAACAGGACUACGAAAAUAUGCCUGUGAUCUCACGCUGGAUCCAAACACAGCAAACAUUCAUCUUGCUCUCUCUGAGGGAAACAAAAAGGCUAUAUGUGUGGCAGAUGGCCAGCCAUAUGCAGAUCAUCCAGACAGAUUUGAGCACCAGGAGCAGGUCCUGUGUAGAGAAGCCCUGCCUGAACGAUGUUACUGGGAGUUUGAAUGGAGUCAGGGGGCUUAUGUUGCAGUGACAUAUGAAGGAAUCAGAAGGAAAGGAGGGAGCGACUGUAAAUUUGGGUGGAAUGAAAAGUCCUGGAGUCUUUUCUGUACUCCUGACAGAUAUAGUGCCUGGCAUGAAAACAGGAAUAGAGACAUACAUGACCCCUCUAACAGAGUAGGGGUGUAUCUGGACAGGCCGGCAGGCAUUCUCUCCUUCUAUAGUGUCUCUGACACACACACGCUCACCAUACACACGUUCAACACCACGUUUACUGAACCGCUCUAUGCUGGGUUUGCAGUUUAUGGUUCAGUGCUUCUAAUUGAGAAUAAAAACGUGAAAAUCAGCAGAGUGGUAACAUUUUACACUAUGGAAGGAAAGAAGAGACGGAGAACAGCAUCUCCAGAACCCAGCUGUGUGUCUAUGAACAGCACAGACUCCAUGUAUCAACCUCCUGAAUUCAGUGAUGAAUCGGUGCCCCCUAGGAAGCGGAUUAACACAAGAUCUCCAGAACCCAGCUGUGUGUCUAUGAACAGCACAGACUCCAUGUAUCAACCUCCUGAAUUCAAUGAAAGACCAGUGGCCUCUGAUCCCGGUGUGGAGAGAUCCGGUAUUGCUGAUUCUGCUCCCCACUACAUUUCAUCUGUUGAUGCACUUAAGGAAAAACACAAAACAAACAUGAAGAACAAGUAUGAGAGCUUAUUUGAGGGAAAUCCAUUACAAGAGAAUAAAACCCUCCUGAACCGCAUUUACACGCAGCUCUACAUCAUAGAGGGGGAGAGGGAAGGGGUGAAUGAAGAACAUGAGAUCUUACAGAUGGAGAAAAGUUACAAGACACUCCAGGAGACUCCAAUCAAUUGCAAUGAUAUUUUCAAACCCUUGCCAGGAUGUGAGAAGCAGAGAGAAGAUUUAACUAAGACAGUUCUUACUAAAGGAAUUGCUGGAAUUGGAAAAACUGUCUCUGUGCAGAAGUUCAUUUUGGACUGGGCUGAGGGAAAAGCCAAUCAGGAUGUAGAAUUUGUGUUUGUGCUUUCAUUUCGAGAGCUGAACUUGAUUAAAGAUGCUCAGUACAGUCUUCACAGACUUCUGCUGGAAUUUCAUCCUGAACUUCAAGAUCUGGAUUUAGAAAUUUAUGAGGAGUGUAAAAUUGUGUUCAUCUUUGAUGGUCUCGAUGAAAGCAGAAUUACACUGACGUUUUCAGAAAAAGAGAGUGUUUCUGAUGUGAAUGAGUCUUCAUCAGUGGGUGUGCUGAUGUCAAACCUCAUCAGAGGAGAGCUGCUACCCAAUGUUCUCAUCUGGAUCACCUCCAGACCGGCAGCAGCCAGUCUGAUCCCCUCCAAAUACAUCAACCGUGUGACAGAAAUUCAGGGAUUCAGUGAUCCCCAGAAGAAGGAAUAUUUCAGAAAGAGAAUCAGUGAUGAACAUCAGGCCAGCAGAAUCAUCUCACACAUUAGAAAAUUAAGAAGCCUCCACAUCAUGUGUCACAUCCCCGUCUUCUGCUGGAUCUCAGCCACUGUGCUUCAAAACAUCCUGAAACAAAAUGAUGCAGAAAUACCUAAAACUCUGACUGAAAUGUACAUCCACUUCCUGCUCACUCAGAUGAAGAUGAGAAAUCAGAAGUAUGAUGAGACUGAUCAGAGAGAUCCAGAGGAACUCCUGCAGUCCAACAGAAAAGUGAUUAUGAAACUUGCUGAACUGGCUUUUAAACAGCUGAUAAAAGGCAAUGUGAUGUUCUAUGAGGAGGACCUGAGAGAGAGCGGCAUAGAUGUCAGUGACAUCACAGUGUAUUCUGGGAUUUGCACUGAGAUCUUUAAGGAGGAAUCUGUGAUUUAUCAAAAGAAAAUCUACUGCUUUGUACAUCUGAGUUUUCAGGAGUUUCUUGCCGCAUUUUAUGCCUUUUACUGCUUUCUAAAUCGUAAUUAUGAGUUUCUGAAUCUUUUUAAUUUGCUUCCAAAUUUUCAUAAAGGAGUGAUAGAUGCAGCUCUUCAGAGUGAGAAUGGACACCUGGAUCUUUUUCUGCGGUUCCUGCUGGGAAUCUCACUGGAGUCCAAUCAGAGACUCUUACAGGGUCUGCUGAAAUAUUCGGAGAAGAGCUCUGAGAGCAUCGAAACAAUCGCAGCUUACAUUAAAGACAAAAUCAAACAUGAACAUGGUCUCUCAGCUGACAGAUCCAUCAAUCUUUUCCUCUGUCUGCUGGAGAUGAAAGAUGAGACACUGUUGAGAGAGAUUGUGCAGUUUCUGAAAUCAGAUAAAGACUUGCAGAAUAAACUCUCUCCGUCUCACUGCUCAGCAAUUGCCUACAUGAUCCAGAUUUCAGACGAGGCGCUGGAGGAGCUGGACCUCAAGAAAUACAAUGCAUCUAGUGAGGGCAGAACAAGACUGUUACCAGCUGUGAUGAACUGCAGAAAAGCUCUUUUGACCAGCUGUAACCUCACAGAUCAGGGCAAUCAAAUUGUGAUAUCAGCUCUACAAUCAUCAGAUUCGCCCCUGGUAGAGCUGGACUUGAGUAACAAUGACCUAAAGGAUGCUGGUGUGAAGCUCCUCUGUGCUGGACUACAGAAUCCAAACUGUCGGCUGGAGAUACUGAGGUUAUCUGGCUGUAUGGUGACAAAGGAAGGCUGUAGUUAUCUGUCUUCAGCUCUCAGUUCAAACCCUUCACACCUGAGAGAACUGGAUCUGAGCUACAAUCACCCAGGAGAAGCAGGAGUCAAGAUGUUUUCUGCUUUGCUAGAGAAUCCAGACUGCAAACUGGAGAAACUUAAUUCAGACAAUUGUGGGGAAUUCAGGAUCACAGAAGGACUAAGAAAAUAUGCCUGUGAUCUUGUGCUAGAUCGAAACACAGCAAAUACUCAUCUUGCUCUGUCUCAGGGCGACAGAAAAGCGACACGUGUGGAAGACGAGCAGCCAUAUCCUGAUCAUCCAGACAGAUUUGUGCACCAGGAGCAGGUUUUGUGUACAGAAGCUUUAUCUGAACGCUGUUACUGGGAGGUUGAAUGUACUGAGGGGGCUUAUGUUGCAGUGACAUAUAAAGGAAAGAAAGGAGGGAUGGACUGUAGAUUUGGGUGGAAUGAUAAGUCCUGGAGUCUUUUCUGUACUGCUGAGAGAUACAGUGCCUGGCACAAUAACAAGAACAUAGACAUACAUGUCCAAACAAAAUGCCCUAACAAAGUAGGUGUGUACCUGGACCAGCCAGCCGGCACUUUGUCCUUCUACAGUGUCUCUGACACACUCACACGCAUACACACAUUCAACACUACAUUCAGCGAACCGCUCUACGCUGGGUUUGCAGUUUAUGGUUCAGUGUUUCUCCUGUCUCCUGUUAUUAGCAAACAAUAACCUCUUGUUAUUAACAAAAAAGUACAUCACACACAGCAGUUUUUUUCACACACAGUUAUUUGCUAAGUGUAAGUGUACGGUGCUUUCCCUUAUGUUAAUGCUUAGGCUAUGUACGUUGCACGCAUCUGCGGCGCGUAACGGCUCCGACACGGUCACCGGAGCUGAUGUGUGCUGAUGUGAUGUAUAUACCAGCAGCGUCGCACACGUUUCUGAAGCGGCUCUCCGCGCUGCUUCUGUAAAGAUACACGCAUAUGCCUCUUUUGAAUAAAUUAAAGCCCAAAUCCAUCCAAAUCCCACCAUAAUCCAUUGCCAUGACUUAUAUUUGACAGUUUAAGCGCAAUAAGACAGGAAUUUAGUUUAGUUGAUAUGGUUUGAUACGGCUUUAAAACGCAUGACUUCAGUGCGAUAGACAUGAUAAUCAAAUCCAAACAGAUGUUAACCAAACUGAUGAUAUUCACAGCAUUAAAUUACUUAGCAUAGGCUG